This is a messenger RNA of Cladocopium goreaui, 540 nucleotides long. Lineage: Eukaryota; Dinophyceae; Suessiales; Symbiodiniaceae. The record is from the annotation of a GenBank genome assembly.
GCCAUGACUGAGUACAUUGCCAAAGUCGAAGCGCAAACGGAGAAGUUCGGCAUUACGUCCCGCCAGGCCCAACUGUUUCAUCAGAUGGAUGGAAGCUGCGAUCUGCGUGAGGGCCCCGGCCUGCGGCCCUGCCACCCAGGCACUGGGGCAGGAUUUGCACUGGACUUGGAAGCGAAAUUCGAGGCUGCGGCGAACCUGAUUGCCAAAGGCACGCCCACCAAGGGUUCCGCCAGCACAGAUGACAAGCUGAAGCUCUACGGCUUGUACAAGCAGGCUGAGCCCAUGGGCAAAUGCCGUGGGUUUUGGGAAUGUGGAAUCCUUGGGCCCAAUGUCGCCGUGGAGAGGGAAAACUUUUGCCAGCGAAUGGGCAAUUCCCUGUGCGGAGUUUGCUUUGGGAUUUUGCUCUUCCUGGGAUCCAUCUUCCUACUGGGCUGGAAUGAGUUCAACUAUGUCCGCAACCAGGCCAUCUUGCUGAAGGUGGACAAGGAAGUGAUUGAAGCUGGAUGCGUCCCCAGUGCUUCCAACGUUGGGAAACUGUAG